UGGGGGAGGGGCGCGGCGCCCCAUCUAGAGUCGCCACCGUCCGGGUCCCCCGCGCGCCCGUAGCCCGCCGGUCCUCCUGCAGCCCGCCUGCUGGGCAGGGCCGGCUCGGCCCGGCCAUGGAGUCCUACGACAUCAUCGCCAACCAGCCCGUAGUCAUCGACAAUGGUUCAGGGGUGAUCAAGGCUGGUUUUGCAGGGGACCAGAUUCCUAAGUACUGUUUCCCAAACUAUGUUGGACGGCCCAAGCACGUGCGGAUUAUGGCUGGAGGCCUGGAGGGGGACCUCUUCAUUGGACCGAAGGCAGAGGAGCACCGAGGGCUGCUGACCAUCCGCUACCCCAUGGAGCACGGUGUGGUGCGAGACUGGAAUGACAUGGAGCGCAUCUGGCAGUACGUCUACUCUAAGGACCAGCUGCAGACCUUCUCCGAGGAGCAUCCUGUUCUUCUGACGGAAGCCCCACUGAACCCCAGUAAGAACCGGGAGAAGGCGGCAGAGGUGUUCUUUGAGACCUUCAAUGUUCCUGCACUGUUCAUCUCCAUGCAGGCCGUGCUCAGCCUGUAUGCAACAGGGCGCACAACAGGAGUGGUUUUGGACUCGGGGGACGGGGUCACUCACGCUGUCCCCAUCUAUGAGGGCUUUGCCAUGCCACACUCCAUCAUGCGGGUAGACAUCGCGGGCCGUGACGUCUCUCGAUAUUUGAGGCUGCUGCUGCGCAAGGAAGGGGCUGACUUCCACACCUCGGCUGAGUUUGAGGUUGUCCGGACCAUCAAAGAGCGAGCCUGCUACCUGUCCAUCAACCCGCAAAAGGACGAGGCUCUAGAGACCGAGAAGGUGCAGUACACCCUUCCAGACGGCAGCACACUUGAUGUGGGGCCCGCACGCUUCCGGGCCCCUGAGCUGCUGUUCCAGCCAGACCUGGUGGGGGAUGAGAGUGAGGGGCUCCAUGAAGUCCUGGUCUUCGCCAUCCACAAGUCCGACAUGGACCUUCGCCGGACGCUCUUCUCCAAUAUUGUGCUCUCAGGGGGUUCAACACUCUUUAAAGGCUUUGGAGACAGGUUACUAAGUGAGGUAAAGAAGCUCGCCCCAAAGGACGUUAAAAUCAAGAUUUCAGCCCCUCAGGAACGGCUAUACUCCACGUGGAUCGGCGGCUCCAUCCUCGCCUCCCUGGACACCUUCAAGAAGAUGUGGGUAUCCAAAAAGGAAUACGAAGAAGAUGGCUCCCGUGCGAUUCACCGCAAAACCUUCUAAUGCCCAGGGAGGGUGGACGUUCUGGGGGAGGGGAGGGG
This is a messenger RNA of Phodopus roborovskii (desert hamster), 1285 nucleotides long. RefSeq names its product actin related protein 1B (gene Actr1b). The record is from RefSeq and is a predicted model, not a curated record. Lineage: Eukaryota; Metazoa; Chordata; Mammalia; Rodentia; Cricetidae. Bases 117 to 1247 code for a protein of 376 amino acids. The transcript has 11 exons.